UUAUUCUCCUCUUAUCACAUUACCACCUGAAAUCUUCUUAAACAUUUGUAGAUAUCUUCCACCAUUUGAUUUGCUUUCACUUUCAAGAGUUUGUCGACUCUUUUAUAAUGACCUUUGUCUUGGUGAAUCAGUAACUAUUCAAGAGAUUUGGCGUCAAUCGCGUCUUAUUUUCAUGCCUUAUCGACAAAUGGGACCACCCGAAGGGAUGAAUGAGAAAGAAUAUGUUAGAUUCUUGGUGGAAGAUAAAUGUUAUUUUUGCGGAAGAAGAAAUAAAAAUAGUAGGAUUUAUUGGGAACGUGGAGUUCGAUCUUGUUUUGAAUGUUUAAAAACUCGUACUAAAUCGCAAGAAGAGUUAAUUGAAUCGAAAAUUGUUCCACCAGCGGUUUUGCACUUGUUACCCUGCUCUUACACACGCUCUAUUCCAAUCUUCUGGUUAGAUCAAAUAAUGCCAAAACAUGAAGAAUUCAAACGUCUUACUUCGCAAGAAUGCCUAUCUUGGAUGGAAAAUCAGCGCAAUAUCACUGAGCAAAUUGAAAAAGAAAUGGAUUCACGUUUCUUUGAAGAUAUGGCCGCCAAAAAAGUACAAAAAACAGAACGAAAACACGCCAUUGACGCGAAAAUUAAUGAAUUAUGUCUGGAAAUGAAUGAAAAUGGAACUCACAAGUAUUUGCGAAAAUAUCUUGAUCAAUGUCAUUCUUUGAAAAAUUCGUAUAAAUACAUUAGACCAUUCACUGAAAAAGCAUGGCGGGUGUUGCAACGAAAGGUGACAAGAGAGUAUUCGGAGUUAAUGGAGCAAGAAAAAGAAAAUAUGACAA
This is a messenger RNA of Racocetra persica, 815 nucleotides long. Lineage: Eukaryota; Fungi; Glomeromycota; Glomeromycetes; Diversisporales; Gigasporaceae. The record is from the annotation of a GenBank genome assembly.